CCUAUUUGUUCUUAUGCCAUAUGCUACUCACCAACAGUCACCACCAGCUCAAAACUACUACUACUAUACUAUACAGCUUCCUCCUCCUCCUCUUAAUUUCUUAUCCUCUUUCUCAAUGGAGUUAAGAACUACUUCUCUUCUUCUUCAAUCGUUCUAUUAUUAUUAUUCUCUUCCCCCGAGGUUUCUCAAUCUUAAUAAACCACCUUCUCCCUUCUCUUCCUCCUUAUCCAUCACUACUAAUUUACUUCGCUCUUUAUCUCACAAAGUUGAUCAAGCAGAUCAACAGCAUUCUUUUCCAAUUGCUGCUGGUGCUCGCGACAUAAGGAUGGUGCCGAAUUGCAUUGGUGAAGGGUUGUCGUGUGCGAGUACAUCUGGUUCUGCUUGUUCUUGUGAUGAUUCCAAUGGAGGAGAUGAGAGAAUGAAUGGUAAUGCCGACACAAGGUUUUCGGAUAACAGUCAAAUGAUUAGAGAUUGUGAUAAGCUAAUUGAGAUUUUCAUCGCGGAUGAGUCUGAAUUAACUGAUUGGAGAAAGUUGUUAGUUAACAAUAAUACUAAGUGGAGUCAUAUCAGACUCGACUUUUUCAGACACUGUCGAGAUAGAGCAGACAAUGAAAAUGAUCCGUUGAUGAAGAACAGGAUGCUAUUGCUUGGAAAUAAGCUUAAAGAGAUAGAUGCUGAUAUACAGAGGCACAAUCAACUUAUUGAAAUGAUCAAACGGACUCCAUCCGAAAUUACCGACAUUGUCUCCAGAAAUCGUAAAGAUUUCACUAAAGAUUUUUUUGUCCAUCUUCAUACAAUAGUCGAAUCUUAUAAUGAUAAUCCAAAAGCACAAACUGAUUUGGCAAAACUUCACAACACAUGCUUGGCUGCGGUAAAAGUCCACGACACUGCAACUGAGAGUAACGAAGCACUAAUUGCUGCAGAGUUGAACUUUCAAGACAUUAUCAAUUCUCCCAUGGAUGCUUCCGACCAGAAGAUAGACAAUUUCGCUGAGAAAGGUCAGUGCUUUGAUCCAGAAUCAGUAGCUCAUUGGCUGCGAUUGUGUUAUGAUGUGGAAGAAGUAGGAAGGGUACACACAAUUGUCUUGAAAUGUUUUAGAGGUUCAAGUACUUAUGUUGAUAAUAAUUUGAUUUGUAGUUAUUUAAGAUUAGGUAAGUUAGCUAAGGCUCGUAAAGUGUUUGACGGCAUGACAAUUAGAGAUACAGUUACAUGGACUGCUAUUAUUGACGGGUAUUUAAAAUAUAACUUGGAUGAUGAAGCUUUUGAGUUAUUUCAUGCUUCAAUUAAGCAUGGGGUUCAACCAAAUAGUAAGAUGUUUGUCUGUUUCAUGAAUUUGUGUUGUAAAAGAGUGGAUUUAGCAUUGGGGAAACAAAUUCAUGCCUGUAUCUUGAAAAGCAACUGGAGGAAUUUAAUCGUUGACAGUGCAAUUGUUAAUUUUUAUUCGAAAUGUGGUGAAAUAACAAGUGCAUUUAGAACGUUUGAUCGUAUGGAAAAACGAGAUGUGAUAUGUUGGACAACUAUAAUUACUGCUUGUUCCCAACAUGGGCUCGGACAUGAAGCCUUGUUGAUGUUGUCGCAGAUGCUAGGUGACGGGUACUUUCCUAAUGAAUAUACUAUAUGUGCUGGACUAAAGGCUUGUGGAGAAAAUAAAGCAUUGAAAUAUGGGACACAGCUACACGGCUCCAUAAUAAAGAAAAUCUGCAAGAGUGAUGUUUUUAUAGGAACUGGUCUAAUUGAUAUGUAUGCAAAAUGCGGGGAGAUUGUGAGUUCUAAAAAGGUGUUUGAUAGAAUGAGGGUUAGAAAUACAGCUACUUGGACGUCCAUUAUAUCAGGAUAUGUGCGAAAUGGGUUUAGCGAAGAGGCUUUAAACUUUUUUCGAGUAAUGAAAAGGAAAAAAGUGUAUGUUAAUAAAUUGACAGUGGUAUGUGUGUUGAUGGCUUGUGGCACAAUUAAGUCUUCACUCAUUGGAAGAGAGGUUCAUGCACAAAAAAUCAAAAGUAUUGUCCAUACUAACAUGUACAUAGAAAGCACUUUGGUAUGGUUCUAUUGCAGAUGUAAAGAAUACUCGCAUGCUUUAAAUGUGCUCAAACAUAUGCCUUUCAGGGAUGUUGUUUCAUGGACUGCCAUUAUCUCCGGGUGUGCUAGGCUCGGUCUUGAAACUGAGGCUCUGGAGUUUUUGCGCGAAAUGAUUGAGGAAGGUGUGUUACCUAAUUCCUAUACUUACUCAUCAGCUUUGAAAGCAUGUGCAAAAUUAGAAGCUCCAAUGCAAGGAAAAUUGAUUCAUUCCAAUGCAAGCAAGACCCCUGCACUGUUUAAUGUAUUUGUGAACAGUGCUUUAAUAUAUAUGUAUGCAAAAUGUGGAUAUAUUGCGGAUGCUUUUCAAGUUUUUGACACCAUGCCUGAGAGGAAUUUGGUUUCUUGGAAAGCCAUGAUCUUGGGUUAUGCAAGAAAUGGGCAUUGUAGAAAGGCUCUAAAGCUCAUGUAUAGAAUGCGAGCUGAAGGUUUUGUGGUGGAUGAUUAUAUUCUUGCGACAGUUCUUACUGCGUGCGGUGGCAUUGAUUGCGGAGACAUUGAUUGGGAUCUUGAGUCUUCUUCACAUGACUUGCAUUCCUCAUAAUCUUCUGCAAGAUUGUAGACUACAGGAUACACCUAAUUAGAUAUAGAGGAAAGAAAUCUUAUAGAAUUCAUUCAUUUCUGUUAUUGUUCAAAUUGGCAUCUAAUUAUUAUCUGUUACACACAAGACCUGUUAUAAUCCUCAACUUGCGCAAGCUUUAUUAUUUGGGGUGUUCUUCAUCCAAAUUCCAAUCAUUAACAAGAUGAUUCUGAAAUACCCUUUGGUUAUUCUGUUAUCUCAUCGAUGCCCUAUGUGAAAGUUGAAUCAGCAAUAUAUUCUAGUUGCACCAGAUGCGAGGCACAGUUUAUUUAUAUGCUUAUGAUUCAAGUUGAAACCAA
Trifolium pratense (red clover) is the source of this 2952-nucleotide messenger RNA. RefSeq names its product pentatricopeptide repeat-containing protein At4g18520, chloroplastic. The record is from RefSeq and is a predicted model, not a curated record. The transcript is spliced from 4 exons. Gene Ontology annotation, molecular function: RNA binding; protein binding. Bases 14 to 2617 code for a protein of 867 amino acids. Gene Ontology annotation, biological process: RNA modification. Lineage: Eukaryota; Viridiplantae; Streptophyta; Magnoliopsida; Fabales; Fabaceae.